AUGCACGCGAUCAACCUCUCCUCUCUCCUAGCUCUUGGCCUACUCUGCGCUCUCCCUCUCGUAACAGCAGACUGCUGGUCCAGGAAAUGCAGCAUCGACGGGCUCGGCACAUUCGCCUGCGGCACCGCCUGUUCCCGAAAGGGUUAUCGGUACCAUGGGUAUGAGAACUACUACAAGCUAGGCUUCCCGCCUCGCGCCAACACCGUGUGCACGUGCGGUACGUUUCACUCGGAUGAUUGCGGUGUGUGCAAGAAUCGCGGGACGCCGUGUAAGAGCCGCAAGGCGGAGUCGGAUGAUUUUUACGCUGGACGCGUGCCUGGUUGUUGAUGAGCGCGCUUUCCAUUGGGAAACCCGUCGGGGUAGCGUUCCGGGAGCGCUAGAACGGCGGGAAGAACAAGCGAGGGAAUUUGAGCCG
This is a messenger RNA of Cucurbitaria berberidis CBS 394.84, 415 nucleotides long. RefSeq lists its product as uncharacterized. The record is from RefSeq and is a predicted model, not a curated record. The coding region runs from base 1 to 327 and encodes 108 amino acids. The transcript has 2 exons. Lineage: Eukaryota; Fungi; Ascomycota; Dothideomycetes; Pleosporales; Cucurbitariaceae.